AUGGCAUCCAUCAAAAUGGAUGGUUACUUGAGGGCGUUCAAAGGAAAAGGCGAAGACUUCCAGUUGUUUUGGAGGAAGUUUUUGGUUCUGUGCCGAUUACAGAAACUGUCGACGGAAACCGACCGCAUGGCAUCGUUGCCAUUGUUUUUGGAUGGUGAUGCCUUCCACCUGUUUGAGCAGUUGUCUGAUACUGACAAGGCCAGUGAAUCAGCAGUAAAGAAGGCCCUGGAGUCUGCUUACACCAUGACCCCGGCGGAUGCGUUCCGCCAAUUUAAAGCGCGGACGCUCCGUGACGAUGAGCCCGUGGAUACCUACGUCACCGACCUGAAGCGCUUAUUGGCGCUGUCCGGCCACACAUGUGCCGACGACAAGGAUAUGGUGUUGCUCGAGCAAUUGUUGGAUGGCCUGUCCUUGGACUAUGGACGGCAGGUGCGCAUGGCGAGCAUGGAGUCAGACCUGACUGUCACUAAGUGCGUCGCCAAAGUCCGUGCUCUGCGAUCUACGGACGACUCCUGCCGCAAGCGUGCCAGUGUAUCGGGAGCUGUUGCCGCUGCUGCUCCGGAACUUCGCCAGUCCAGUGUGUUGUGCUUCAACUGCAAUGAGGUUGGGCACGUCCAGCGCAACUGUCCACAUCGCCGGUACCAGAAGGGCGGACGGCAGCAGAGGGGCAAUGAGAAGCCACGCCCUCCGCCCAAGGAGCAGAGACCGCUUAUGUGCUUCUUUUGCGAUCAAGAGGGCCACAUGAAGAGGGACUGUCGGUUGCGCCGCAAGUUCCUCGCCUCUUUGGCACAGUCCUCGGCAGCAGCUGCAGAGCCAGUGCAGUCUGACAGGUGCCUGUGCAUGGCGAAUUUGGCACGGCCGGGAUUGCCAAAGGUCUUUGUUGAUGUGUCCUGUGACACUGCAUCGGGAGUCCGUGUGCGGUCCGUCAUAGACACUGGUUCUACCCGGACGUUGGUGACGUCAGCACUUGUCGACCAGCUCGGGACUCCUGUGACGGCCCACACGGGCCAACCAGUGGUGGCGCUGGAUGGCCAACCCUUGCGUAUCCUGGGCAGUGCGCUGUUGAAGUUCGUCCGGGAAGAUGAUUGUGUCAGUAUCCCCGCUGUCGCCAUGGAGGUUCUCGUCGUUCCAAGUCUGUCUGUGGUCGGCACUGAUGUUCUGCUCGGGUCUGACACUAUUGCGCAGUGUGGGGGUCUGCACCUGCGCUACGAUGACGAUGGCAGCUUGUGCUGCGUGACGCUCGGCCAGCAUGCCGACGUGACAGCUGGUGUGGCCGACGUUCCACUGCGGCAUGUCAGCUGUCAGACCGACGGGGACGACAUCAUCCUGACGUCCGACGAUGGGUCAGUACGUUGGGACGCCACGCAGCGUUGCUGGACCCUCAACUGGCAAUGGCGAGAUGGCAAGCCACCGCAUGCACCAGUCGGCCACGGGAUCGGUGAGUAUUCCCGCUCCAAACUGACAGACGAAGAAGAGCGCAAGUUUGGUGCAGAGAUCCAGGGCUGGAUCGAUGCUGGGUGGAUGGUGCCUCACGAUGAGGCUGUUCAUGGUGCUCCGGAAUGCGUCUUGCCGUUGUUGGCAGUCAGCCAGCCGCACAAGGCCAGCACACCUGUCCGUCCUUGUCUGGACUACCGGCUACUGAACGAACGACUGAUCUCAAGUCCUGGUCUAGACGCCCCAGCAUGUGCCGAGACGCUGCGGUCGUGGCGCGUCAAGGGCCCUGAUGGUUAUGUCCUGGUUGAUCUGAAGAAGGCAUACCUUCAAGUUCGUGUUCACCCUGAUCUGCUGCGCUACCAGGUCGUGGUAUGGCGAGGUCGCUCUUACGUCAUGACGCGGAUGGGAUUCGGGCUGAACAUUGCGCCGAAAUUUAUGGACAUCAUUGUGCGCUGGGUGACUCGAGAGUUUGAUGACGUCGACAACUAUAUUGACGACGUUCGUGUACCUGUUGCCCUGACAGAGACGGUGACUGCGCGCCUGGCUAGCUAUGGGCUGGAGACCAAGCCGGCGGAACCAAUGCCUACUUCUCGUGUUCUCGGCUUGCAGUUGUCAACGCCGCCAGAUGGCCGUACUGAGUGGCGCCGCCGUGACGGAGUCAAGACAGCGUUUGAUGAGCCACUCACCAAGCGCAAGGUGUUUCAGUGGUGUGGGCGUCUCACCAGCCAUUACCCCGUCGUUGGUUGGCUGCGGCCCGCGUGCAGUAUGGCGAAGCGUUUGGCAUGCCUAGAGAGUCGCGGCUGGGACGACACGGUGUCACCUGAGUUGCUGCAGAUAUGUGUUGACCUGCAGCAAAGGCUCCACAAUCAUGAUCCGGUGCGUGGUGUAUGGCAUGCGGAUCUGACCAGUUCUGCUACUGUGUGGUGCGAUGCUUCGGACCUUGCCCUCGGUGCGUCGUUGGAGAUCGGGGGUGACGGGGUUGAAGAUGGCACGUGGAUGCGCCAAGUCAGCGAUCGUCGCCACAUCAACGUGGCUGAGUUGGACGCGGCCAUCAAGGGCGUCAAGCUUGCAGUGUCAUGGAAUGUGCGGGAUUUGCUGGUCAAAACCGACUCCAAGACAGUCGCUGCCUGGUUGGACCAAGUGUUCACCAAUGCCCAGCGAGUGCGGACUAAGGGAUUGAAUGAUGUUCUCAUUCAACGGCGUCUCCAGGUCCUUGCUGAUCUACUCGAUGUAACUGGUUUACGUGCACGAAUCGAGUGGGUGCCCAGUGCAGAGAACCGCGCCGACGUUCUCACCCGUGUUCCGGACCUGUGGAAUCAGCGUGCCAAGUCGUUGUUGCAGCGUGCUGAGCAGCCGCCUGAUGUUCCUGAGCCGCCGCCUGCUGCUGAUCCGGAUGAGUGUGUCGCCGCUGCGCCAAGUGUCCACCUGCCGUGUGCACUUCGUUUGACCGACAUUACCGCAGCUCAGGCCGAUGACGCUACGCUACAGUCCGUCAUCAGUGGCCUUCAACAUGAUCAGCCACUACCCAGUGAGUACCGUAAUGUUCGUACGCAGUUGUUGCUUGAUGAUGGUGUAUUGUAUCGGUCUGUCAAAUCGCCUGUUGAUGGCAUUGUGAUAGUUCCUGUUGUGCCUGCUGCGUUAGUCUCUGCUGUGGUUUCUAAUGCUCAUGAAGUGUCUGGUCAUGGCUCUUGGGAGAAGAUGUACUAUAUGUUGCGUCAGUGCUGCUUCUUUCCUGGUCUUGCGUCUGUGUGUCAGAGUUUUGUGUCUCAGUGUUUGCAAUGCAGUGCUGCUAACCCUCGUCGUGGUCCGUCUGUUGCUGCUUCGCGUCAUGCUAUUUCUGGUCGCCCAUGGGGUGAGGUGGUGUUAGAUGUUCUAGAGCUUGGCUCGAGUAAUGGUUCCCCCUUUCAUUGUGUCUUGGUGUGUGUUGACACUUUCACCAAGUGGGUUGAAAUUGCUCCGCUACAGCGCCAUGAUGCUGCUUCUGUUGCUGCUGCUUUUGUGCGGAUGUGUCAGGUCUGGGGUGCACCAGAUAGUGUUCGUACGGAUAAUGGUACGGAAUUUUGCAAUGCCAUUGUGUCUUCCCUGUUUUCGGUUAUGGGUGUUACUGUUCGUACUGGUGCUGUGCGUCACCCGCAAUCACAAGGGUCUGCGGAGCGCAUGAAUCGCACUGUGCUCGGGCUGAUGCGCAAGGUUUUAGAUUCGUCCACUGGUGAUUGGCUGUUGGACCUUGAUAUGCUCUUGUACUGCUACCGUAAUCGCCCCCAUAGUGCAACUGGUCUGUCGCCCAUGCAAGCUAUGGUUGGUUGGCAGCCACCUCAUCUGUUAAUUGCAUCCGAGCCAUUGCUGUACUCGGCGAGUCAUUGGGUGGAUACCCUGUCUGCUCGUUCAGCACGCAUUCGAGAUUUGGUGGAUGAUGCUUUGUCCCGAACAGACUUUAUCGAGCCCGUCCAACCGUGCCCUUACCAGGUUGGUGAUUGUGUCCUGUUGUUGCGUCCUGACCGUCACCAGAAACGUCAGUCUGCUUUCGAGGACGGUUGGGUUGUACAGUCUGUUGUUUCACCCUCCACUGUUAGUAUUUCGAAGCCUGGUCGUCGCGACAAGACUGUCAAUGUCGCCCUGUUGAAGUCUGUUCCCGUUCGUGAGCCUGCUGUUCUUAAUGUUCCAGCUCCUGUUGUUGCUGAGUUGCCCGAGGAGGAGGAAUCGCUAGUCAGUCUAGAUUGGCCUAUUCCUGUCGUUCAGCAUGGUUAUGGGUUGCGCGAUCGUGCUUCGAUUCGCCCCCCUGUUCGCCUCUCCUUGUAA
Molecule: messenger RNA, 4233 nt
Organism: Sycon ciliatum
Lineage: Eukaryota; Metazoa; Porifera; Calcarea; Leucosolenida; Sycettidae
Exons: 1
Coding region: 1-4233 (1410 amino acids)
Biological process (GO): DNA integration
Molecular function (GO): nucleic acid binding; RNA-DNA hybrid ribonuclease activity; zinc ion binding
Source: RefSeq, a predicted model, not a curated record